AACGCAUCUAGUUGUUUAUAUUUUCAGUUUCUUUAAAUCGUAUGUCAUGAAAUUCAAAUCUUGUUCAAUUUUGUUUGAUAUCGUUCGCAUUAAUCAUGGAUAUUGAGGAAAUUAACUAAUUUUGAAUCCUUUGUUCCUUUCAAAUCUAUUUGUUUUACAUUUUCUAACCUUUUGGUUCAAUAUUAUUGCGCGAGAAAUGAAGAGGUUAUGUUCACUGAAAUUUUGACUUCGCGCGACCUUUGUCAUUUUGAUUCUUUUUUUUAUUGUUAUUACACAGUUUUUUCGUUGUGUUUGAUAACUUUUAUUUUAAGUAAUUAUUUAAUAGCAUAAUGUCGAUCAGUGUUGAUAUUAGAUUAAAAAGAGCGAGUAAAAUAUACCACGAAGGGGAAAGUGUCACGGGAUUAAUUUUAAUACAAACAAAUUCUGAUAUCAAGCACGAUGGUAUUUUUCUCACAAUGGAGGGUUGCGUUAAUUUGCAACUCAGUUCCAAAACAGUCGGGAUUUUCGAAGCGUUUUACAAUUCUGUAAAGCCAAUACAACUUGUGCAGUACACAUUGGACGUUGCUCCAUCGGGAAAAAUUCCAAGUGGCAAAACAGAAAUACCUUUUGAUCUUCCUCUAAAACCUCGUGGUAGUAAGACUCUCUAUGAAACAUAUCAUGGAGUUUUUGUCAAUAUUCAAUACAUGAUUCGCUGCGAUAUUAAAAGAAGUUUCCUUGCCAAAGAUGUAAAUAAAUCAUUAGAAUUCAUCGUUGAGGAUAAAGUUUCUUCGAAAUUGUCCAGUGAGCAAAUGAAACCAGUGCCAUUUAAAAUAAUGCCAGAAUCAAUUCAUAAUACAAGGGAAAGAACAAAUUUACCUCGAUUCUGUAUCUCUGGCAAAUUAAGUUCACUGAGUUGUAAAUUAUCCGAACCAUUGAUAGGAGAGGUAACUAUCGAACAUUGUGAAGCUGUGAUAAAAUCAAUAGAAUUACAACUUGUGAGAGUUGAAACUUGUGGAUGUGCCGAAGGUUAUUCAAGAGAUGCUACAGAAAUACAAAAUAUACAAAUUGGCGAAGGUAGCGUUUGUACUGGUCUUCCAAUACCGAUUUACAUGAUAUUUCCACGUCUUUUUACUUGUCCGUCAUUGACAACAAGUAAUUUUAAAGUUGAAUUUGAAGUUAAUCUUAUUAUCGUAUUUGAAGACGACUAUUUGGUAACUGAAAACUUUCCAAUAGUUUUAACGAGAAACUAAAUAGGCAGAAAGCAGAAACAAAUUGGUAGUUAUAAUUAUUUCUCUAUUUUUCCAGCAAG
Messenger RNA from Leptopilina heterotoma, 1288 nucleotides. RefSeq names its product vacuolar protein sorting-associated protein 26C. The transcript is spliced from 6 exons. Lineage: Eukaryota; Metazoa; Arthropoda; Insecta; Hymenoptera; Figitidae. Gene Ontology annotation, biological process: intracellular protein transport. Bases 330 to 1229 code for a protein of 299 amino acids. The record is from RefSeq and is a predicted model, not a curated record. Gene Ontology annotation, cellular component: endosome.